Messenger RNA from Procambarus clarkii (red swamp crayfish), 1050 nucleotides. Its product is annotated as thiopurine S-methyltransferase. The record is from RefSeq and is a predicted model, not a curated record. Gene Ontology annotation, molecular function: thiopurine S-methyltransferase activity. NCBI's taxonomy places the organism in Eukaryota, Metazoa, Arthropoda, Malacostraca, Decapoda, Cambaridae.
GUCUUGUAUACCAAGUGACGUAGUCCGGAUUAAAGUCCGUGACAGGUGUAGGGACCCGUCCACGCCUCACUAUGGGCACGGCCGACCGUCUCGCGAAAUGGACAGAGAGGUGGACGGAGGGCAACACCAAAUGGCACAUCAGGGAUGUCAACUACUCCUUAGUACACCACGGCGCCUUACUGCUGCCUUCAGGUCCCCGGCGGGUCCUGGUGCCCCUCUGUGGCAAGACUGUCGACCUCCGGUGGUUUUAUGAUGAAGGACAUACAGUUGUUGGAAUUGAAGCUGUCGAAAAGGGAGUUUUGGAAUUUUUUUCCGAGCAGCAUCUAGACUAUACUACUGAAAAUUUGGGUUGGGCAAAACAUUUUAAGACGAAGGACAACAGGCUACACAUGUACUGCUGCGACGUCAUGAAAGUAGAUGUAACACACUUGGGCAAGUUUGAUGCUGUGUGGGACAGAGGUUCACUUGUUGCUUUAUAUGAAGAAGACAGAAAAAGUUAUGCCCAGAUAAUAAAAUCACUUCUGGCACCAGAUUUUCGCUACUUGCUGAAUGUUACUCAGUAUACACCAAAUGAACGCUUUAGUGGACCUCCUGGGAAUGUUCCAACUGAACUCGUGGAGCAGCUUUAUGGUGAUACAUGCAAGUUGGAGCUAUUGGAAACUGUCAAUUGGCCUUCAGACGAUGAUCGAAUAUGUAAGUGGGGCUUGACAUACAUGGUUGAAGUUGUGCUUUUGCUCACUCCAAAGAGUUAACUUUUGUUGGACUUCUGAUCUGUACAAAAAUUGACAUGAUUUUGUUGGGCUAUUGUUCAUUAUACUGCCAUAUCACCUCUUGGAUGAUAUGGCAGUAUACUUUCCACAAGAUUUUGUGGAAGUUUGUUGUGUACAAAGUAUAUUGAAUAGCAUAUAAACCUCACUAAACUAAUAAACAGACAUAAUGUUUAUAAUUAAGAUGUCUGGAACUGAACAAGAUGCAGAAAUUCCUCGGGUAUUCCUUCAGUGUUUGAUAAAUGAUCUAUAGUGAAUAAAGCUUAGGAAAAAGUAUAAUAAA